AUUAGGGUUUGUUUUUCGAAGGCUAUACUUCCUGCGUCAGGUUUAGCAGAGUAGCUCGGAAGCUCGAGGUCGCUAGAAUUCCUUAUUUACUCUCUUGUUUGGGACACUGCCCAGCGAAGAUGGUGGCCACUGCGACCAUGGUUGGAGCCAUCAUGGGUUUGAGCUGCCAGUUCUACUCCAAUGCAGUGCGCAAGCUUCCACUCAUGCGCCAUCCGUGGGAGCACGUGCUUGCGAUAGGAUUGGGAGCUGGAUUUGGAAAUGCUGUGGCGAGUUGGGAAGUCCGCUUGCAAGAGGACCUAGAUAAAAAAUUGUCAGAAGUGCAAACUGCUAACAAUAAGCGCUACAUUGGUACCAUGAGGGCGGUCGAAGAUUAAUCCUGGAUUUGCGUUACAAUGAAUAUGAAUAAUGUUGGGUUAGAUGAGAUUAUUAGUCAGUUCCCUGCUUAAAUUUUCUCUCGUCUUUUUUCUAUAUUUCUAUCAACACCUUCAGCUUUUGUUAACUCUGCAUUAGUGAAUUCUUCUGGACGUGCAUCCAGAACUUCAGAUCACGUGGAGAAUGCGCAGAAUGCUACGAUGUUUACCUCUUCGGGACGUUCAUGAAGAUGUUUUGUUCGUUUGGAUUACCUUCCAGGCUCAUAUCAUGUAGCAUUUAAGCAUCCAUAUUCAUGCUUCAGUCAUGGAUCUUGGGGGGUUCAACAAAGAUAUCAUUGGUUUUGUGCCUA
Physcomitrium patens is the source of this 721-nucleotide messenger RNA. RefSeq lists its product as uncharacterized. The record is from RefSeq and is a predicted model, not a curated record. Lineage: Eukaryota; Viridiplantae; Streptophyta; Bryopsida; Funariales; Funariaceae.